This is a messenger RNA of Drosophila grimshawi, 1275 nucleotides long. It is a transcript of the gene Cpr49Ad, whose product is annotated as cuticle protein 3. The record is from RefSeq and is a predicted model, not a curated record. Gene Ontology annotation, molecular function: structural constituent of chitin-based larval cuticle. Lineage: Eukaryota; Metazoa; Arthropoda; Insecta; Diptera; Drosophilidae. The transcript has 3 exons. Gene Ontology annotation, cellular component: chitin-based extracellular matrix. The coding region runs from base 637 to 1164 and encodes 175 amino acids.
UUCCUUGUACAGACUACAAAAUCAUUGAAAUCGGAAUCAAAUUCUAAAAUAUUACAAUAUUUGCUCACCCACCUCAACAGUUGUUCAUGAUCCCGUAUCAAUCUGACUAAAAAUUCACAAUCCUCGUAAUGGUUCUGCCUGCUGGGAUUAUAAGAUGCCAGCUUCCUGCCCAGAUGGGCAAAGUGCAUGCAAAGCUGGCCAGAGAAGCAUAUCAUCCAGAUGUCGGUGCCGAGUUUUAUAUUCAUUGUAGAGUGACUGAAUAUAAAUUCUAUACACUGACUUAAGGCAUAAGUCAUUGGAGACGUUACCUCAAAUCGUUUCAUGGGGAAUGUGCUCAGAUAGAGAAAUAUGACCUCACUGUCUGAAGUAUAUCGCUGAUAUAAAUACAUAAGGAUCGCCUGGAUGAUGGGACCAAGAACCACUACACCGACUACGAAAUAAUAUAUAUAUAUUUCACAACGCGCAAUGAAUGGCCAGUAAAACUCAUUGACUCGAUACUCUUUGCGCGUUUUGCCUUCUUUCGGAUAGAGAGCACGCAACUUGUCAUUCAAUUCUCGUAGGUGUCGACGAUGGUGCAUAAAUAACGAGAACUUAACAUCCGCAUUGAGUACAAUGAAAUAGAUAAUCGCGAAUCGCAUGAUGGCAUCUGCACUUCCAGCUAGUGUAUCCCACUCAAUGAUAUCCUGUCUGUUUGUGUUUUUCCUCAUCCUGGUUGCCUGCAGUGCGCAACGUCAGUACAAUCCGUAUCUGAACAAUCCUCGCUAUAGAGAUACGUACUACAAGAAUCGUGACUUGUACAAUCAGCAACGUUACUACGACAACUUCUAUAAAAAGUACAACCCAAACAUUGAAAAUGGUGUUGCACGUGCCGUCGAACAAUCGAAUGAACCCAACCAUGGUUCCGGCGAUUAUUCCUAUAGUUACGAGACUGAGAAUGGUAUACAUGGGGAGGAGCGUGGUUUGCCUUUUAAAAAUGACAAGGGAGAGCAGGAGGAGCAAGUUUAUGGGGCCUAUUCGUACAUAUCACCCGAAGGCAUUCGUGUCAGUGUCAAAUAUGUCGCGGAUGCUAACGGUUUUCGUCCCAUUAUUACCUAUGAUGGUCCAAAUGCUGCUUUUUAUGCUAACCAACCAGCGCCUGCAAAUGUGGUCUACACAAAGCACUAGAAACAUGUAUGCUAUACAAAUUAUAGGGCACUGCAAUUAACUAAACUUUAAAUAAAACAAAAAUUUAAAAAGACAAUUCUUAUAUCUUCAAUAAUCCACUAGCAACCAAGU